CUCUACUUUUCUCUUCAUCAGCUCUACUCUAACUCUGGCUCUCUCUUCUGCAAAUACGGAAGACUGAAGCAUCAAUGGCGACGCUAAGGUGUAAUCUACCUAAAAAAUAUUACCUUCUGAGUUGGGGGGGCAUGAGGAUGAUUUCUUUCUAGUAAUUUACUAAGCAUUUAUUUUCUCUUUUUUCCCUUAUUUCUAUCUCUAUAUAAUAUAUAUGAAUCGGUCGGUACGGUUUGUGGGUCGGCACCGGCGUCGGAAGGGUCAUCAAGUUCGGUUCACCGGCGUCGAAAGGGUCAUCAAGUUCGGUUCACCGGCAUCGGCUCCUUCGGUCGGCCCAAAGUUCGGUGCGGUUUGGUCGGUGAGGUUGGGUCACUGCUCACCCCUAUAUCAAACAACAAGUCAACAACUACCGAAAUGAACACGAACCGUUACGCGCCUUUUGGAGGUAAAUGCACCGUUUGAUGAUAUGGUUUAGCAAUUUUCCUUGUUUAGAAGAGUUAUGUCGGCUUCCUAUAUAAUUCUAAAACAUGUCUGUGUGUGUCGUGUCUCAUUGAUUCGCUUUUAACACGAGGGCUAAAAAAUUCGGCCAAACACAAUUCACAGAGGUUUUACUCUUUCUUCAUCAUAACAACAUUCCCAUUCCCAACCAAGGUUUUAUAAUUUGGGUGAACGACUAGAGUCUUUAAACAUUCAGUGUAAAGCUCAAAUGGGUCAUCAUCGUCAUCUUCUUCUUCUGUUAAUUUUAACCUCAUUUUCAUUGAAGUGCCAGUCAUGGGGUUGGUUCUCUCCUCCUGCAGAGAAUCAGUUUGAUGAGAAAGAUUCUUUUACAAAGGAUAAUUCUGGCCUUGCUGAAUUCUCCAUGGAAGGUUUUAAUGAUCCGAAUGGAAAAAGGCUAGUAGAAAGUGCUAAGAAGAAAUUGGUUGGUACAAACUCUUGUUGGCAAAAUGCUUACCAGCAUCUCUUUGCCGGAUGCUCAGAGAUUUUUGCGGUGGAAGAGAAACGAUCUAGAUUUGCUUGGCAUCUUGGUGAUUGUUUUCAAAAGGACUGUGGCAGGCCACCUUUUCCUUUCUGUGACCCAAAAUCUGCCAUGGUUAAAUGCUUAAAGAACUUAAAUGAAGAUGAGCAUAAGGUUUAUCUUGAAUUCUAUCUUGAAACUAACUCCAUCUGCCAUCAGUUACAGGUUCACGCAUUCAAGCAACAAACAGAGAGAUUGGUGAAUGAAUUGAAAACUUCAGCCCAACUCGCUGAAGAAAAAUUAGAAAUUAUAGAAGGCAAAACAGAAUCUCUAUUGCAGAACUCAAAUGAAAUUUAUGAUUCUUUGAGUUCCAUUGAUACUCGAAUUCAACUAGUAGCUUCAACAACUAAGGAUGUAGGAGAUCAUAUAGAUGUUGUUCUCAAGCAUUCAGAAGUUUUAUAUGAGCAAUCAAAGGAGCUUGCAGCUUCUCAAUCAGAGUUGCAAGAAGGACAAGUGGAAAUGAGAAGAAGUUUGGUGGAUGGGAUGGCAACUCUUAAAGAUUCUUACAACAUUUUGGGCCAAGAAAUAGAUAAUUUAAGAAAUGAGGCCAUUGAAUUAGAGAAGGGGAUAACUAAAGUUGGCGAUGCAAUGUCUACGAAGAUGAGAAGUCUGCAAAGCAAAGCGGAUGACAUUGGGAUUAUGGCAGGGGUUUCCUUAGACAAGCAGCAACAACUUUUAGAUGGGCAAUCCACAGCACUUGAGGGUCUUCAAAUUUUAACUAAAUUUCAAUCCAAAGCACUGGAGGAGAGCAGGAGUACUCUGCAACAGUUAGCUGAAUAUGGCCACAGACAACAGGAAGAGCUUCUUCGGCGGCAAGAACAGAUUCAGAGAGUUCAUGACAACUUGAUGGAAAAUUCGAAGUCAAUUUUGGCUGCUCAGGAAUCUUUUGAAUCAAAGCAAGCAAGCAUGUUUAUUGCUGUAGAUAAGCUGUUUGCUUUGCACAAUGCCAUGCUGCUUGAAUCACGAUUAAUCAAAGCUUUCUUUGUGUACUGUAUAUCAAUCUUUAUCAUCUACAUGUUCACUAGCACGAAGCAAACAUACAAAGUCAGACCCUGGCUAUAUAUCGGACUUUGUGCUACAUUCAUCAUUGAAGUUGCAAUACUUCGGCUUGCAACGAAUGAUAAUAUUGAACAAAAAUCAUGGAUAAUAAAUUUGGUCAGGUCACUCUUUUUGCUUCUUGCUUCAAUUCAGAUUCUACAUGCCAUAUACACAUACAGAGACUAUGAAGUGCUGAACCAUCAGAUGCUACUAACAUUAAUUGAGAAGAUUAAUGGCAUGCAAAGAUACAAGGAGUUGGCAUGGGACAUGGAUAGUGAUGUAAACUGGUCAACAUGGAUUGACACUGAAUUACCGGAAGAUGUAAGCAAAUUUGAAGACCCUGACUUCAUAGUUCCAGAAGAAGUUGGAGAAAAUUCAAUCAUGACCACUUCAAAUACAAGACGUUAUAAUCUACGCAGCCGUCGAGUUCAUUGAGAAUCUUCUAGAGUGCUAGUAUUAGUUUCCAUGAACUCGACAAUCUUCUUAGUGCUAGUAUUAGUUUCCAACAAAAAUUUACGAUAAUGUACUUUCAGAUCAAACAGUGUAUGUAUUGGUUUCUUAAUUUGGUAAACUUUUAUGUUCAAUAGAAAUUUUUUUGAUGCUACUUGAUUGUGGGGGU
This is a messenger RNA of Quercus lobata, 2669 nucleotides long. RefSeq names its product protein GAMETE EXPRESSED 1-like. Bases 704 to 2485 code for a protein of 593 amino acids. The transcript is spliced from 7 exons. The record is from RefSeq and is a predicted model, not a curated record. NCBI's taxonomy places the organism in Eukaryota, Viridiplantae, Streptophyta, Magnoliopsida, Fagales, Fagaceae.